CGGCGGCGGCGACGGCGCGGGGCGGCAAGGCGGAGCGCGCAGAACCGGAUCGCGGGAAACUCCCCUGCCACAGUCUCCCUCCAGCCAUGGACAGUUCUAGUCUUGAGGAACUUCAAGAGCCUUUGCUGAGGGGCAUAGCAUACGGCCCCCCUGCCCAGAAGCCUGGCAUACCUGAGCUGGGACUCCCCUUAGGAGAGAGAGCCUUCACAGAACCCCUGAAGGGAUGGCUGUUCUUACCACCUCUUCCAUCUGUGAGCGCUGGCUUGGGGGAGCCAGGGUCCCCUGACCUUGAGGACACUUUGUCUAGCGACAGUGACUCAGACUGCGACGAGGAUGGCCGUCUCUCCCCGCUUCUGCCCCAGGACCACCUGGGCCUGGCCGUCUUCUCUGUGCUGUGCUGUUUUUGGCCGGUGGGCAUCGCUGCCUUCUGUCUUGCCCAGAAGACCAACAAAGCUUGGGCCCAGGGGGACAUCCAGGGGGCAGGGGCCGCCUCCCGCCGUGCCUUUCUGCUGGGGGUCCUGGCCAUCGGGCUGGGCCUGUGUACAUACAUGGCCGCCCUGGUGACCCUGGCCGCCUACCUUGCCUCUCGAGACCCGCCCUAGCUGUCCCUCCGACGCCCCCUGUGAACCCAGAGGCCGGCGACUCAGUGCAUCCGGGGACAGAGUGGACAAUCCUGGCGCAUGAGGCAGCAGUGGAAGGCGCCCCUCAUCCAUGAGUGGAGCCAGCG
Perognathus longimembris pacificus (Pacific pocket mouse) is the source of this 727-nucleotide messenger RNA. It is a transcript of the gene Tmem91, whose product is annotated as transmembrane protein 91. The transcript has 4 exons. NCBI's taxonomy places the organism in Eukaryota, Metazoa, Chordata, Mammalia, Rodentia, Heteromyidae. The coding region runs from base 87 to 602 and encodes 171 amino acids. The record is from RefSeq and is a predicted model, not a curated record. Gene Ontology annotation, cellular component: intracellular membrane-bounded organelle; membrane.